CCAUACUUCAUGUGGAAGAACAUGAGGCAAACUGACCCAUUGUGUCAGGAAUGUCUCCAAGAGACAGCUCAAAUCCAAGAAGAAAAGCUGUUCAAGCUGCGUGCGCGCUGGGACGACGCGCGGGUUGCAGUACCCUUUCCCAGGACCGGGUUCAGUUUGCCCACACAGGCAAUUCUAGUGGCAGCGCCAGUGGCAGCACCACCAGAGGCAUCGCUGGAAGUAUGCAAGCAGCUCAAAUUUAUGGCCAGCAUCUUCCUGGCUCCUCAUACCCAUCAGCCGAGCCUGAAACUCGUGAGCAGCUGCUAGAGAGAAUCAGGUUUCUCAACGAACAAAUUGGAAGUCUUGAAGCACUUGAGGAAAGACCGAACCCGCCUCCAGGGAACAGCCUGAGAACCUUUGGCGUCACAAACACAAGAAACCCCUUUGACAGCGUAGGAAAAUCUGGCAAACCCGCAAUAACAGCCGACAAGUCGUUCCGUCAUAGACCAACUUAUGGCCCCAUUGGGCGGGGUGGUCUACGGCAAUUGGUGCAGAGCAGUGAAGCUGACAAUAGUUAUGCUCCGACCUCGAAUUCCUUCGGCGCCAUCGGACAGCAACGAAAUCCCCCAGGAAACGGCGGAGGCUCUGGUUCUCAGAACUCUCAGCCAUGAUCCACGUUGAAACAAUGACAAAACAUCAGAAUUUGAGAGUGAUGGAACUAGUUGAACUGCAAGGAGCGCACUGGAUGCGUU
This is a messenger RNA of Colletotrichum navitas, 731 nucleotides long. RefSeq lists its product as uncharacterized. Lineage: Eukaryota; Fungi; Ascomycota; Sordariomycetes; Glomerellales; Glomerellaceae. The coding region runs from base 51 to 650 and encodes 199 amino acids. The transcript is spliced from 2 exons. The record is from RefSeq and is a predicted model, not a curated record.